AAAAUAUCAUUUAUAGCAGCCUAUUAUAUGGAUUUUAAAUACAUCAUCUCUGAUUGUCAUGAUAAUCCCAUGAUAUAGGUUCUAAUAUUACCAAUUUUCAGAUAAAAAAAAAACUAAGGCCCAGAGAACUUGGGUCACUCAAUUAAUAAGCGGCAGAGCUAAUUAGAGUCUGGGUCCAAAGCUUAAGUACUCUUUGUCUUCUUUAUACUAUAUUUGGCUUUUUCCUAGCCAAAAACAUGGAGGCAUUCCUUACUUUUACUUUAUCAUUGUUAUCUUGGCAUAAGAUCAAAAUAAUUAGGAGCUGAUAUACCUAAGUGUAUAAAACAGGAUAAAAUUAAUUGAUGAGGAAUUAGGAUAAGGAAAAUAAAAUCAAACUAGGGGUAAAUUUCAUGUAUAAAAAUGUGUACUGUGCCAUACAUUUUCUAAGUAGAGUCUCUAAAGAUUGCUUCAUAAGGAAGAAGUGAAUAAUAACUUUGGGAACACUUGGUAACCCCUAGGACUCAAAAGAUUGGGUGUGAGAAGUUAUCAUUAAUAAGCAUAUUAGGCAAAAUAUAGUGAGAUGAACCUGGCACAAAUGCUCGCUGAAUGCACUUAGAAAUAUUAUCAGGCGACUCAGCCUAUAGAGCAUACGGGUUAGAAUGUCUAUUUUAAGAAGGAGCGAAUAUUUACUAAAUGCUAAUUUGAGCAAAGUUCUACAAAAAUAUCACUGACCACGAAUAUUCAGGCAUUGACAUGCUACAAAAUAGCAUAUCAAAAAGAACAUCUGUUGCCCUAAAGAUGGUUUCCUGCACAGAACGUCUCCAAAUUUUCAGCAUUCAUAGGCUGGCCCCGUUUCUUCUUGGUUAACAUUUAGAGGCACGCCUAAACUUAGAGGCACACCUCUCUAAACCAAGGAGACACUUAAAGAGAAAAGGAGUAAAGAUGGUGAUGGGCUUACAAAGAGCAAUAAAAUGGUGUCUUUGAAGGAAAAGCUAACUUACGAAAACGGGGUCUCAAUUUCCUUAAAUCUGGAUCACCGUACGACUUCUGUAAUACUUAUUAUUUCCCUAGCUGGCAUAUAAACUGGAGUUCAAGUGGGAAAAAACAAGGUAUUGUUCAGAUUUAUGAUUUUUGGGGUCAAAGAUUCUGAGCAAUAACCUAUUAAAAAACCCUGCUGCUGAUUUGAGUAUGUAAGUACAUGGGAGGAACGUAUGAGGAACGUAUGGAUCUGGAGUGGUGGUAAAUACAGAGCAUGUUUGCUUCGCAAAGCAGAUUAGCUCAUAUUUAAUAAUAGAGUAAAUCUGUUGGGCCAUGACUCAAUGCACCCAAAUUCUCUAGAUUGCUAUGUCUUUACUCGCUAAGCCUUCGGGAACAGGCAGCACAGAACUUUUAGGGUGCUGUCUCACUGAUUUCCGCGUUAGCUCUGGUAGUCCAGGUCAAGAUUAUACCAAAGAUUCAGGACUUAAAUUCCUGCAGAAUGUAAGCCCCUUUCCAAGUUCUCUGCUUUACUGUAUCCUGUUUAUUUUCAAACUCGAAUGGAAAAAAAUAAAACAAAACAAAACAAAAACCUUGGGCUUCAAGAGGCAUCCUGCCGCAAGGCCCAGCGAUGUGAAUUUUCAACAACUGUCUCAGGCAGAUUUCAUGCUGAUGGUUCACGCACUAUGCUUUGAAAAGCACAGUAUCACAGAGUAGGGAUGGUGAUGUAAGAGUCAUCUGUAAAAGCUGUGCUGUUUUGGCAGCCUGGGAGGCUAAGGCUUAGUCUGGGCGACUAAGGUUUUAGUCCGGGCUUUAUUCACACCCAAAACAACUAAAAAAGCGGAGGAAUCUUUGAGUCAAUCCCUGAAGCUCCGGCUAAGAGGAAACUCGCCCACGCUCCAGGGCAGCCACGCCGGCUCCACCUCAGUCACGGCUGUCUCAAGCUUCUCGGGGUUUUCCGCCGGCUCCACCCGAGCCACAAGUCUACAGGGCUCCUCGGAGCUUUCCGCCGGGACGCAAGACCCACCGCCAGGGGAUGGUACCUCCUCGAGGACAGCGAAGCGCAUCCCGAGGGCCGCCGGCCGGAAGCGCCCUCCAGACCCGCCCCCUGCCCUCCGGAGCCGGAAGCUGGGCAUCGGCAGCCGGCUCGGCGCCCUCCACUGACCGCCCCGACAAUGCUCCGCGCGCCCCGCUGCCUCUUCCGGACCUCCGUAGCGCCUGCCGCGGCCCUGGCUGCGGCGCUGCUUUCGUCGCUUGCGCGCUGCUCUCAUCUAGAGCCGAGGGACCCGGUGGCCUCGUCGCUCAGCCCCUAUUUCGGCACCAAGACUCGCUACGAGGAUGUCAACCCCGUGCUGUUGUCGGGCCCCGAAGCUCCUUGGCGGGACCCUGAGCUGCUGGAGGGGACCUGCACCCCGGUGCAGCUGGUCGCCCUCAUUCGCCACGGCACCCGCUACCCCACGGCCAAACAGAUCCGCAAGCUGAGGCAGCUGCAUGGGUUGCUGCAGGCCCGCAGGUCCAGGGAUGGCGGGGCCGGUAGUACCGGCAGCCGCGACCUGCGUGCAGCGCUGGCCGACUGGCCUUUGUGGUACGCGGACUGGAUGGACGGGCAACUAGUAGAGAAGGGACGGCAGGAUAUGCGACAGCUGGCGCUGCGUCUGGCCUCGCUCUUCCCGGCCCUUUUCAGCCGUGAGAACUGCGGCCGCCUGCGGUUCAUCACCAGUUCCAAGCACCGCUGCAUGGAUAGCAGCGCCGCCUUCCUACAGGGGCUAUGGCAGCACUACCACCCCGGCUUGCCGCCGCCCGACGUCGCAGAUAUGGAGUUUGGACCUCCAACAGUUAAUGAUAAACUAAUGAGAUUUUUUGAUCACUGUGAGAAGUUUUUAACUGAAGUAGAAAAAAAUGCUACAGCUCUUUAUCACGUGGAAGCCUUCAAAACUGGACCAGAAAUGCAGAACAUUUUAAAAAAAGUUGCAGCUACUUUGCAAGUGCCAGUAAAUGAUUUAAAUGCAGAUUUAAUUCAAGUAGCCUUUUUCACCUGUUCAUUUGACCUGGCAAUUAAAGGUGUUAAAUCUCCUUGGUGUGAUGUUUUUGACAUAGAUGAUGCAAAGGUAUUAGAAUAUUUAAAUGAUCUGAAACAAUAUUGGAAAAGAGGAUAUGGGUAUACUAUCAACAGUCGAUCCAGCUGCACCUUGUUUCAGGAUAUCUUUCAGCACUUGGACAAAGCAGUUGAACAGAAACAAAGGUCUCAGCCAAUUUCUUCUCCAGUCAUCCUCCAAUUUGGUCAUGCAGAGACCCUUCUUCCACUGCUUUCUCUCAUGGGCUACUUCAAAGACAAGGAACCCCUAACAGCUUACAAUUACAAGGAACAAAUGCAUCGGAAGUUCCGAAGCGGUCACAUUGUACCUUAUGCAUCGAACCUGAUAUUUGUGCUUUACCACUGUGAAAAUGCUAAGACUCCUAAAGAACAAUUCCGAGUGCAGAUGUUAUUAAAUGAAAAGGUGCUACCUUUGGCUCACUCACAAGAAACUGUUUCAUUUUAUGAAGAUCUGAAGAACCACUACAAGGAUAUCCUUCAGAGUUGUCAAACCAGUGAAGAAUGUGAAUUAGCAAGGGCUAACAGUACAUCUGAUGAACUAUGAGUAACUGAAGAACAUUUUUAAUUCUUUAGGAAUCUGCAAGGAGUGAUUACAUGCUUGUAAUAGGUAGGCAAUUCCUUGAUUACAGGAAGCUUUUAUAUUACUUGAGUAUUUCUGUCUUUUCACAGAAAAACAUUGGGUUUCUCUCUGGGUUUGGACAUGAGAUGUAAGAAAAGAUUUUUCACUGGAGCAGCUCUCUUAAGGGGAAACAAAUCUAUUUAGAGAAACAGCUGGCCCUGCAAAUGUUUACAGAAAUGAAAUUCUUCCUACUUAUAUAAGAAAUCUCACACUGAGAUAGAAUUGUGAUUUCAUAAUAACACUUGAAAAGUGCUGGAGUAACAAAAUAUCUCAUUUGGACCAUCCUUAACUUGAUUGAACUGUCUAGGAACUUUACAGAUUGUUCUGCAGUUCUCUCUUCUUUUCCUCAGGUAGGACAGCUCUAGCGUUUUUCUUAAUCAGGAAUAUUGUGGUAAGCUAGGAGUAUCACUCUGGAAGAAAGCAACAUCUCUAGAUGAGAAUUUGAAACAAGAAACAGACUGUUGUAAAAGGACACCUUCACUGAAGCAAGUCAGAAACUACAAUGAAAAUAAAUAUUUUUGGUAUUUAUUUAUAAAAUAUUUGAACAUUUUUUCAAUAAUUCCUUUUUACUUCUAGGAAGUCUCAAAAGACCACCUUAAAUUAUUAUAUGUUUGGACAAUUAGCAACAAGUCAGAUAGUUAGAAUCGAAGUUUUUCAAAUCCAUUGCUUAGCUAACUUUUUCAUUCUGUCACUUGGCUUCUAUUUUUAUAUUUUCCUAUUAUAUGAAAUGUAUCUUUUGGUUGUUUGAUUUUUCUUUCUUUCUUUAUAAAUAGUUCUGAGUUCUGUCAAAUGCCAUGAAAGUAUUUGCUAUAAUAAAGAAAAUUCUUGUGACUUUA
Symphalangus syndactylus (siamang) is the source of this 4504-nucleotide messenger RNA. RefSeq names its product multiple inositol-polyphosphate phosphatase 1 (gene MINPP1). Gene Ontology annotation, molecular function: acid phosphatase activity; inositol phosphate phosphatase activity. Lineage: Eukaryota; Metazoa; Chordata; Mammalia; Primates; Hylobatidae. The record is from RefSeq and is a predicted model, not a curated record.